AACAACGGACAUAACAAUAACAAUUCGAAAGAGCUCGUAGAUCUAUCUAGCUACACCUCUCUUCACCUUUCGAUCUCGAACGCCAUGGCGUUUCGGAGAUCCCUACCGUUAUACGCGAUCCUUCUUCUGCUUUUCAUCCAUGGCGGCCUCUGCUUCUACCUCCCCGGCGUCGCUCCACAAGAUUUCCAGAAGGUAAGCUCCGUUUCCAUUUCCUCAGGAGAUCCAUUGCAAGUGAAAGUAAACAAAUUAACUUCAACAAAGACCCAGCUUCCGUACUCAUUUUAUUCACUUCCUUAUUGUCCCCCGAAAAAAAUAGUGGAUAGUGCUGAAAAUCUUGGGGAAGUGCUUCGUGGUGAUCGCAUUGAAAAUUCUCGUUAUGUAUUUAAAAUGCGUGAACCACAAAUGUGCAAUGUUGUGUGUAAGCUUAAACUUGAUGCCAAAACUGCAAAAGAGUUCAAAGAGAAGAUUGAUGAUGAGUAUCGGGUGAACAUGAUCCUAGACAACCUUCCUCUGGUUGUUCCAAUAAAACGUGAGGAUCAGAUUCAGGACUCUACUGUAUAUCAGCUUGGUUUCCAUGUUGGACUCAAAGGGCAGUACAGUGGGAGCAAAGAAGAAAAGUAUUUUAUUCACAACCAUUUGGCAUUUACUGUCAAGUAUCACAGAGAUUCGCUAACUGAAUCUGCUAGAAUUGUGGGUUUUGAGGUUAAGCCAUUUAGUGUUAAACAUGAAUAUGAAGGGAAAUGGGAUGAAAAGACUCGUUUGACAACCUGUGACCCUCAUGCUAAACACACAGUUGUCAAUUCUAACACUCCUCAAGAGGUUGAAGAGAACAAGGAAAUUAUCUUCACGUAUGAUGUUGAAUUCCAGGAGAGUGAUGUGAAGUGGGCUUCAAGAUGGGAUGCCUAUUUGCUGAUGAGUGAUGACCAAAUCCACUGGUUCUCAAUUGUGAACUCAUUGAUGAUUGUUCUCUUUCUCUCGGGUAUGGUGGCAAUGAUAAUGCUGCGUACACUUUACCGUGAUAUUUCAAAGUACAAUGAACUUGAGACCCAAGAAGAAGCUCAAGAAGAGACUGGUUGGAAGCUUGUCCAUGGUGAUGUUUUUAGGCCGCCAAACAACUCAGAUUUGCUGUGUGUAUAUGUUGGAACUGGCGUUCAGUUUUUUGGGAUGAUACUAGUAACAAUGCUCUUUGCCAUCCUGGGGUUCCUUUCUCCUUCAAACCGAGGUGGGCUAAUGACAGCCAUGCUCUUGCUUUGGGUUUUCAUGGGGCUUUUUGCUGGUUAUGCCUCUGCCCGCUUAUACAAAAUGUUUAAAGGAUCAGAGUGGAAGAAAAUUGCCCUCAGGACUGCAAUUGUGUUCCCUGCAAUUGUCUCUGCCAUUUUCUUUGUAUUAAAUGCUCUCAUAUGGGGACAAAAAUCAUCGGGAGCUGUGCCGUUUGGAACAAUGUUUGCUCUGAUCUUUUUAUGGUUUGGUAUUUCGGUUCCACUUGUUUUUGUGGGUGGCUAUGUUGGAUUCAAGAAGCCUGCUAUUGAGAAUCCUGUGAAGACAAACAAAAUCCCUAGGCAGAUACCUGAGCAGGCGUGGUACAUGAACCCAGUCUUCUCAGUUCUAAUUGGGGGAAUACUCCCAUUUGGAGCUGUCUUCAUUGAGCUUUUCUUCAUCCUCACCUCAAUUUGGUUGAAUCAGUUUUACUACAUCUUCGGCUUCCUCUUUUUGGUCUUCGUCAUCCUCCUUGUCACUUGUGCUGAAAUAACUAUUGUGCUUUGUUACUUCCAGUUGUGCAGUGAGGAUUACUUGUGGUGGUGGCGGUCGUACCUCACAUCCGGUUCUUCUGCACUGUACCUCUUUCUUUAUGCAACAUUCUACUUCUUCACCAAGCUUGAAAUCACGAAGUUCGUAUCUGGGAUAUUAUACUUCGGUUACAUGCUUAUAGCUUCUUAUGCCUUUUUUGUUGUAACCGGGACCAUCGGAUUUUACGCGUGCUUUUGGUUCACAAGGCUCAUCUACUCGUCAGUCAAAAUUGAUUAGUUUAUAGUAGUCAGUGGUUUCGGUUAAUCUCUAUACUUCUCAAAGGAUUCAGAAAGUUUGUGUAAGGAUUUUCAAAUUCAGGUUCUAUCAUGUUCAGAAUCAGAUGUAACCUAUUCUAUACAAUUUUGAAUUGUGACGACACC
This is a messenger RNA of Gastrolobium bilobum, 2168 nucleotides long. RefSeq names its product transmembrane 9 superfamily member 8. The coding region runs from base 85 to 2025 and encodes 646 amino acids. Gene Ontology annotation, biological process: protein localization to membrane. NCBI's taxonomy places the organism in Eukaryota, Viridiplantae, Streptophyta, Magnoliopsida, Fabales, Fabaceae. The record is from RefSeq and is a predicted model, not a curated record. Gene Ontology annotation, cellular component: membrane. The transcript has 7 exons.